AUGGGGUACAUUCAUAGCUACACAAAUACCUUCCUGGUAGAUGUACUAGAGUAUACGGGAUUGGUUACAAUUGAUCCCCACUUCGUGGAACAAGGUGGGUUGUCGAGUGAAGAUGACAGCAAGGAGUCUCAGGAUUUGGAAGCGUUCGCGGAAACGAGUUCCACACACCACAGUCCCAUCGACGAAAAGGACCCGUUUCUGGUCGACUGGAAUGGUCCUAAGGAUCCGGAAAACCCCUUAAACUGGAAACGUGGUAAGAAGGCUUUGGUCGUGUUUGAGAUGAUGUUAUUAACGUGUGCCACUUACAUGGGUGCGUCUAUUUAUACGCCUGGUCAAAUGGCUAUUCAAGAAGACUUUCACGUAGGUCAUGUUGUGGGAACGCUAAACUUGUCGCUUUACGUUCUCGGGUACGGGCUGGGUCCGGUGGUGUUUUCGCCCCUCUCUGAGGUGGCCAGGGUCGGCCGCCAGCAUAUUUAUAUUGUGACCCUCUUUAUGUUCAUGAUGUUCCAAGUUGGAGCCGCGACAGUCAAUAACAUAGGUGGUUUGGCGGUAAUCAGAUUCAUCUCUGGUGUGCUUUGUUCUCCGUCACUUGCCACUGGAGGGGGUACAAUGGGUGACAUCAUUCAGCCUGAGGUUGUUCCUGUGUUCAUCGGGUUGUGGGCAAUCGGUGCAGUUGCAGCUCCGGUGGUAGCGCCAUUAUUAGGUGCCGCUAUGGUCGUGGCUAAAGGCUGGCGGUAUGUUUUCUGGUUACUGAUGUGGAUUAGCGCGGCGACACUGAUCCUUCUUGUUAUAUUUUUCCCUGAGACACAACAUCAGAAUAUCUUGCACAGGCGUGCAGCUCGAUUGAGGAAACAGACCGGCGACAAUCGCUAUUAUACCAAGCAGGAAAGGCUAGACUCAGAAGUUCCACUGUCAUCAUUUAUGAAGGAGGUUUUCGUGCGUCCAUUUCUGAUCAUGGCUCUUGAACCAGCAGUGCUGGCGUUUGACGUGUACAUUGCUCUCUGUUAUGGUGCGUUCUACCUCUUUUUUGAAGCCUUUCCCAUUGUGUUUAUUGAGAUUUACGGCUUCACACUGGUGGAGAUGGGUUUGGCUUACAUGGGGUUCUGCGUUGGGUGCUUAAUUGCAUACGUAGCCUUGCUGGUGUAUCUUGCCAAAUACAUUGGCCCAAAGUUCAAAAAUGGUACAUUCACACCCGAAGACUUUCUACCACUAUCAAUGGCUGUCUGCUGGGCACUACCCCUGUCGCUUUUUCUCUUUGGAUGGACUGCGCGGGUUCAUUGGAUACUACCGGUGAUUUCAGAGAUGUUCUUCGUGCUCAAUGUCUUUAACUUGUUCCAAUCUGCGUUUGCGUAUUUAGCCAUGGUCUACCCUCGCUACUUGGCGUCUGUGUUCGCGAGUAACGGAUUUUGUCGGUCCGUUUUCGCCUGUGCAUUUCCAUUAUUUGGUCAAGCUAUGUACCGUAACCUGGGGAGUGAAAAAUACCCAGUAGCUUGGGGAUCAUCUUUGGUUGGCUUUUUCUCCAUUGUGCUGGCGAUUAUCCCAUUCUUCUUUUACAAAUAUGGGCCCAAAAUGCGGGGCAGGUCGCGCUACGCCAAUUAG
Molecule: messenger RNA, 1599 nt
Organism: Lachancea dasiensis
Lineage: Eukaryota; Fungi; Ascomycota; Saccharomycetes; Saccharomycetales; Saccharomycetaceae
Source: the annotation of a GenBank genome assembly